GAAGCACCUCUUAUUUAUCGGUGUUUGUAUGUCACGGCGCCGAAUAUAAACAAAUUUGGCGCUGUUUUGUCAUCUUGCCGACACCUAGCACUGCCUACCUAUCCAGCCACCGCAUUAAAACAACGUAGUGAUGUCAGAUAGCCGCUCAGAAUCGAAUGACACUUUAGAGGAAUCUACAGCACAUGAACAAAAUGAUGAUUUGGAGCGGGUCGUCUUUCAGUGCAGCCAGUGUAAUUCCAUCGUCGGAGACUCAUCUUCGUGGACAGGCUCUAACGAAAUAUUGCGUACUAUCAGCUUAAAGUAUGUAAGCAAAAAAGUGGAAAUUAAAGACAGACUGAUCACAUCUAAAACAGGCACAGAUUUGGGAAGUACAUACAAUAUGCUGCAGUGUGAGAUAUGUAAGAGUGACCUGGGUCGCAUGUAUAGAACCACGCCCGGAAACCUGGACCACAUGCGGGACGUCUACACGCUGUAUGUGGAAAAAAUCUCCAGUUACACUUUUGGAAGUUGUACCCAAGAAGACGAUGUGAACAUCAAUGACCUUGUCACCCUACCCAGUGUCAAAGAGCUUUUAAAAGAACUCAAAAAGCUCCAGACUGUCAUAGUGAGUUUAGACCACAGAGUUGACUUAUUGGAGUCCAGUACCCAUAUAGCAGAGGUCGAAAAUCGUCCUCCACCAGCCAGCAGGCUAGACGCAGAAAUCGUCAGAGAAAAAAGACAGGAGACAGACAUGAUGAGAGGAAAUCGGAUCGACAAAGAAGCCAAUCGAGGAAAUCGCAUGGACAAAGAAGCUGUGCGAGGAAGCAGGAUUGAAAAAGAAAUCGUCCGAGGCAGUAGAAUGGACACAGAACCAGUGAGAUACGAUAAGGAAGGGAUGGUGCAGGAGUCAUUUCACUCGGAAAGACGAGGUGAAAAGGUGUACAGGAAGAACGGACCACAACCAAGUGGGUUUAGAAAUUCUCACAAGAAUGACGUCAGCCCACCCGCGGCUGGGUCUCCAAGCAUGGGUUCCUACAAAAGGAAACGGAUUGCAUAGAAGUACUGUAUAUAGGUUUUCAUUUUCAACAGUUCCGAUAAUUUUGGCAUUUGACAGCUUGAUUGACUGGAUUAACAUUUCUUCCGAGCUUUGUGAGGGGUUUAUGCCAUUUGUUAUGUGUAAUUAAGAGAUAUUAGAAAAUUUAACCAAAAUUAUUUUUAGAUUUGAUUAUUCACUUGCUUGUUAUAGGGGAUUUUUUUCCAGUUGAGUUGUGAUAAAGUUCACUCUUGGAGUACUUUUUGUUAUGAUUAUUUGAUUUGUUGAAUGAACCAUUUAAAUAAUGUAUUAAUGGCAUAUGCUGUAUUUAUCCUCAAAUAAGCCCCCUCCCCUAGUGUAAAAAUGUAUUACUGCAUUAAUCCUCAAAUAAGCCCCCUCCACUAGUGUAAAAGUUUAGUACCAUGUUUAUCCUCAAAUAAGCCCCCUCCCCUAGUGUAAAAGUUUAUUACUGCAUUUAUCUACAAAUAAGCCCCCUUUCCUAUUGUAAAAGUUUAUUACUGUAAUUAUCCUCAAUUAAGCCCCUCCCCUAGUGUAAAAGUUUAAUUUAGUACUGCAUUUAUCCUCAAAUACGCCCCCUCCCCUAUUGUAAAAGUUUAUUACUGUAAUUAUCCUCAAUUAAGCCCCCUCCCCUAGUGUAAAAGUUUAUUAGUAAAUCAUUACCAUAUUUAUCCUGAAAUAAGCCCAGCC
This is a messenger RNA of Pecten maximus, 1720 nucleotides long. RefSeq names its product protein Mis18-alpha-like. Gene Ontology annotation, cellular component: nucleus; chromatin; chromosome, centromeric region. Bases 131 to 1036 code for a protein of 301 amino acids. The transcript has 5 exons. The record is from RefSeq and is a predicted model, not a curated record. Gene Ontology annotation, biological process: chromosome segregation; CENP-A containing chromatin assembly. NCBI's taxonomy places the organism in Eukaryota, Metazoa, Mollusca, Bivalvia, Pectinida, Pectinidae.